UACGCGCGCCUGCCUUGCCGAAAACAAAAGGGAAAUUUCUCCGCAGCCGCACGGCCCUACGCUACCCAGGCCUCCACGUCCCGCGCCAUCCCCGGACUGGAUAAAGAGAAACCCCCAAGCGCUGCGCACGGCCGCGACGCGGAAACCAAGCCAGAAACCCACCGAUUUUGGCGAUUCGUUCGUCACGCCGGCCAUUCCUGCUCGCCGCCACGGCACGCAAUGACGGCUAGCCACCCUCGGAGAAGCCAUUAAAGCCGCCGCGCCUCGCCUUCGAUUCGCUCCGAGAAAAACCCUCUUCUGAUCGCCGGGGGCGCCAUGCGCACCAAGCACUUGAUACCCAACCACGCCGCGGGGCUCACCUACGCGAACGCCUACGCCGCCGCCCGCGAGGGCAGCGGCGGCGGCAUCGACCCGUUCGAGGCGUUCCCCGACGCGGUGCUCGGGCUGAUCGUCUCCAAGCUGCCCUUCAGGUCCGCCGUCGCCGCGUCCGCCAUCUCGCGCCGUUGGCGCGGCGCGGUGGCCACCGCGCCGGUGCUCGACCUCGACUUCGCCGCGGCGUUCCCCGCCGCGCCCCGCCGCAGGGCGGCGUUCGCGGCCGUUGCGGCCGCAGCGCUCGCGGGCUCGCGGCGCCACCCGCUCCGCCGCCUCCGCCUCGCGCUCGACGGCUUCUUCGACCAGGCCUUCGCCGCCUCCGCGGCCAACCACGUCGCCUCCUGGCUCGCCGCCGCCGCGGCGCGGGGCGUCGAGCAGCUGGAGCUCCACCUCCCUCGCUCCCGCCUCGCCGUGCUCCCUCCCUCCCUCCUCGCUUGCACCGACCUCACGGCGCUCACCCUUCGCCUCGACCACAACGCCCUUCCGCUCCCUUCCCUCUGCCCCCUCACCCGCCUCUCCCGCCUUCACCUCGCCUCCGUCUCGCUCGUUGGCUGCGGUGACUUCUUCGAAGACCUCUGCUCUCACUGCACGCAGCUCAGCUGCCUGAUCCUUGAACAGUGCCACAUCGGUGCACUCCGACUAGCCGGCGCGCCGCAGCUUUGCUCGCUUGACAUCGCCAGCUGUUCGUGGACGGAGCAGUCGUCUGUUGCCAUUUCUGAGAUGCCGGCGUUGCGCACUCUCCGCUACUCGGGUGCGAUGGCGAACAGGCACAUGAUUAAUGGCGCCGAUUCCUUGGACGAAGUCGUUUUGGCCAUUGAGAAGCCACAAGCUCUCCUGGAGCCUAAUCUCAGAGAGCUGCUUGCGUUGGUUGGAAACGUACGGAGCCUAGUGCUUUCGUCCUGGUGCAUUGAGCAAUUUGCGCGUCCUGAGGAAUGGUCGAAGGUGAGGCUGGACAAGGUGAGACGCUUGGCAUGCAUAAUAGAGAGGAGGGAAGAAGGUGCUUUGUCCAUUGCACCAUUGCUUACGAGUUGCCCCAAUGUGCAAGAACUUUCUGUGUCGGUCGUGCCAUCGCAGUCCAAGCGGAGACGGUGCAGCGACAGUGAAGUUCAGUAUCGUGUUAUUGGUGGUAGAGGGAUGAUCGUCAGGAAUCUCAGGGAAAUUAGGAUGGAGUACAUUGAUGAGAGCAAGAGUGGAUUGGAUCUGGUUAAGCUUCUGCUCAAGAAGGCUCAGAUGUUGGAGAUGAUGACAAUUGUGCCUUCCAUGGAUGGCCUUGAGCAGGCCAAGUUCAGGCGCAGGGUGUUGAAGUUCAGAAAAGCUUCCAGGAAUGUCAACAUCCAGUUUUGUGCCACUGCAUGAUGGGAUGAUUGUAAUUGGUGGAGUCUCAUGUUCUAGUCCCUGAAGGAAGAAGUGGCUUGCCUGUCAUCAGUGAGCUCUUCCAGUCCUGUUCCGGGCACUUCUAAAGAUCUAACUUGUCACAGAGCUGCUAACUGUCAUUUUAAUUCAUUGCCGAGCUUCAUUUAGCUUCAGUGUUUUAUUAAGUUUGAAAA
Triticum aestivum (bread wheat) is the source of this 1919-nucleotide messenger RNA. RefSeq names its product F-box/LRR-repeat protein At1g06630. The coding region runs from base 316 to 1728 and encodes 470 amino acids. The record is from RefSeq and is a predicted model, not a curated record. NCBI's taxonomy places the organism in Eukaryota, Viridiplantae, Streptophyta, Magnoliopsida, Poales, Poaceae. Gene Ontology annotation, molecular function: protein binding. The transcript is spliced from 3 exons.